GUUCCUGAAUUGUAGAAAACUUCAGUCCGACGACCAAGGCGCCGAUCCUGCUUCGGAGACGGUGACAGGUGACGGCUGGAAUUCUAAUCAUAUUUGAGAUAGUUAGUUGUGAUUGUUGUAGCCGUGCUUGACCACUUUUUGUCUCUGAAUCAACAAAAUUUCCUUUUCCCAAAUCGUAAUUGCUUCUUAGAUAUUUUUGUUAUGGUUGUUCUUCAAAGUCCCACCCAGUUCAUCCUAAGCCUAUGUGCAAUCGUCGUGAAGGGUCACUGGGGUAAUCUGUUGAAGCUAGAGAAGGCUUCCGCUCUCACUUCUUCCACCAUUCACCAGGUACUUCUUCAGCUCUCUCUCCAUGGCUUUCCUCCAUCUCAUUCCUUCUCAUUCUUCAAAUGGGUCGAGACAAUUCCAAAUUUUAAGCACUCUUUGCAUUGUUCAUGGUCCAUGCUUCAUAUCCUCGUAAAGCAUAAACACUUUAGAACUGCACAAGAGAUGCUUGAGAAAAUUGCCCACAGGGAUUUUCUUUCGUCGCCUUCAGUUUUGAGAACUUUGAUUGAAAUUCAACAUGACCCAGAAGUGAAUUCGCAUGUAUUGAGCUGGCUUGUAAUACAUUAUGCAAAAUCAAAGAUGACCGAUGAUGCCAUUCAGGUUCUUGAACAGAUGAGGUUGUAUAAAUUGAACCCUCAUUUGCAUGCCUGUACUGUGCUUCUGAAUUCUUUGGUCAAGGAAAGGGUUACUAACAUGGUAUGGAAGGUUUACAAACAAUUGGUUAAAGCUGGUGUUUUUCCUAAUGUGCAUAUCUAUAAUGUGUUAAUCCAUGCUUGUUCCAAAUCAGGAGAUGUAGAGAGAGCAGAACAUUUACUGAAUGAGAUGGAAGAGAAGGGUGUGUUUCCUGAUAUUUUCACUUACAAUACUUUGAUAUCAUUAUAUUGCAAGAGAAGUAUGCACUACGAGGCUUUAUCUAUCCAGGAAAGAAUGGAAAGAGAAGGAAUAAAUCUUGACAUUGUUAGUUACAAUUCUCUUAUUUAUGGAUUCUGUAGAGAGGGUAGGAUGAGAGAAGCCAUGAGGAUAUUCGGCAACAUCAAAGGUGCAAUUCCCAAUGAUGUUACGUACACUACAUUGAUUGAUGGGUAUUGUAAAACAAAUGACCUGGAGCAAGCUCUGAAAUUGCGUGAGAUGAUGCAGGCUAGGGGAUUGUACCCCGGCGUUGUUACUUAUAAUUCAAUUUUGCGUAAGUUGUGUCAGGAUGGCAGAAUAAGAGAGGCAAAUAAACUCUUGACAGAGAUGAGUGAAAGAAAAAUUCAGCCUGAUAAUGUCACAUGUAACACAUUGAUUAAUGCUUAUUGCAAGAUAGGAGAUAUGAAAUCUGCGUUGAAAUUUAAGAACAAGAUGUUAGAGGCUGGAUUGAAACCUGACCCAUUUACUUAUAAAGCAUUAAUUCAUGGGUUCUGCAAGAUAAAAGAGCUGGAAAGUGCCAAGGAGAUGUUGUUUUCCAUGCUUGAUGCUGGGUUUUCCCCCAAUUAUUCCACUUAUUCAUGGAUCGUAGAUGGUUACUGCAAUAAAGACAAUGAAGAUGCAGUUGUUACGCUCCCUGAUGAGUUUCUUAGAAGAGGUCUUUUUAUUGAUGUGUCACUAUACAGGGCUUUAAUUAGAAGGUUAUGCAAGUUAGAAAGGAUACCAUGUGCUCUGAAGUUAUUUAAUCUUAUGGAAGGGAGGGGCAUAUCAGGUGACAGCAUUGUCUACACAAGUCUUGCUUAUGCAUAUUGGAAAUUAGGGAAUGCAAAGUUUGCAUCAAAUAUGUUAGAAGAGAUGACCAGAAGGAGGUUGAUGAUAACAAGCAAAAUCUAUAAAUGUUUUGGUAAUCAUACUCUUGGUAGUGAAAACCACACUUCAUGUUCAUUCUGGAAUUAUGUGGUGGAAAGGGGCCUUAUGUCAAGAAGUACAAUGAAUAAAAUAAAGCAAAUGGAGUUAUGAUGACUAACCAUUGUAUACUAUAAUCCUCACCCCUAGAUUUUUAAGCUUUAAGAGUGGAAAAUGAAUUACUGGUCAUGAUUGCAUUUAUAGCUUUCUUUCUAUAUCUUUUCUUUAUAAUAUAUUAAAGGAUAGAAGUAACUGGCUGUGACUAGAGUUUGACGAUAUUAACUAAGCCUGGGGAAAUAUAUUUAUAUGCUAACGGAUCAAAAUUUACUGUAUCAUGCAGAGGCAUAACUACUUUUCUCUGUAACUUGGGAUGAAAAGCUAGCAGGUUUUCUUAAAAUUCUUAUGUACUUCAAAUAGAUCAUGAAUAUAUGAGUCAGUUUGAUGCUUGUGUUUUGGCUACUGAAUACUGCUGCCUACUCCAAAAUCAUUUUGCUUUGAGAGUCAGAUUUUGUCUUGCUUGAGUAUUGUGUGUAAUAAUUCAAGUCCAAUAUAGCUGUGGCUGCAGUAGCAUUGGACUACUGAAGUUUCUUUUAUUUCUUGAUCCCCAUUGCCUUCAAAUUAACCAUAUUGCUGGAAGAGACAUUUGCAUUACCAUUAUCUAUAGUACUGUAAAGUACUGAAACUUUAGGUUGUUUGGUUUCUUGUUUUGAAAACAAUUUUUUGUUUUUAAAAAACAGAA
This is a messenger RNA of Neltuma alba, 2593 nucleotides long. RefSeq names its product pentatricopeptide repeat-containing protein At5g38730. Gene Ontology annotation, molecular function: mRNA binding; protein binding. The transcript has a single exon. The record is from RefSeq and is a predicted model, not a curated record. Bases 202 to 1968 code for a protein of 588 amino acids. Lineage: Eukaryota; Viridiplantae; Streptophyta; Magnoliopsida; Fabales; Fabaceae.